Cynara cardunculus var. scolymus (artichoke) is the source of this 423-nucleotide messenger RNA. RefSeq lists its product as uncharacterized. The transcript has 2 exons. The record is from RefSeq and is a predicted model, not a curated record. Lineage: Eukaryota; Viridiplantae; Streptophyta; Magnoliopsida; Asterales; Asteraceae. Bases 1 to 423 code for a protein of 140 amino acids.
AUGUCAAACUCCAUAUGUUAUCUUGAAGCGGGAGAGAAGCAGUUUGUCGGACCGGAAAUUGUUCUAGAGACGAUGGACAAAGUGAAAGGCAUUCGGGAACAUCUGAAAGCAGCUCAAGACUGUCAAAAAAUUUACGCUGACAAGAAGAGACAACCGGCUGAAUUCCAGGUGGGAGAAUGGGUCAUGUUGAAGGUGCCCCAUGGAAGGUGCUUAGCGAAAGAGAAGAGUGUCAUUCCUCUAUCUGAAUUUCAUAUGGAUGGGAACAAUCGAUGCAUGGAAGAACCCUACGCUAUUUUGGAGAGGAAUUCCAAGAAGCUUCAUCAUAAAGAGGUGAUUAUGGUCAAGGUUAAUAGAAACACCAUCAAGGUGCGACCAUUACUUGGGGAAGCCGAAGAUGAUAUGAGAAAGCGAUACCCUCAUUAG